This is a messenger RNA of Cydia amplana, 1520 nucleotides long. RefSeq lists its product as uncharacterized. Lineage: Eukaryota; Metazoa; Arthropoda; Insecta; Lepidoptera; Tortricidae. The transcript is spliced from 9 exons. Gene Ontology annotation, molecular function: nucleic acid binding. Bases 108 to 1466 code for a protein of 452 amino acids. The record is from RefSeq and is a predicted model, not a curated record.
GGUUAGAAAUGUCAAUUUGUGUUUUACAAUAUGUACACAAAUUAUUUCUGGAAUUAUCGUUUAAUUCUAAAUUAAAGUGCUACAAUUAAAUAACCAAUUCAUUAAUAAUGUCUUUCGACGUCAAUUGGGACGUCGAAAGUCAGAGAGAGGACCACGAGUGCGAAGAACAUUGGCAGUUAAGAAAGGCGUUCAUAGAACGAUGGAAGAACGAAUAUCCUAAAGACAGGCUGGUUUGCCUAGCUAGAGUCUUCGCUAACAUGGAGUUCAUGGGCUGCCGGUACCCCACAGAAGUGAUGCAAGAAGUUGCAAGGCUCUCACAAGAAGUAGCAAGCAUCUACAGAAAGUCAAAGAAAGGCAAACUCCAAAGGACAUUUGUAUCAGCUUCUGAUGCUGCUGAGGACCGAGCGCGAGGUGUCAAGCGUGAAGGCGGCGUUAUCAAAGAUGGCCCGGCACCAAAGUCUUCUAAAAUCCAGUUUGUGAAACAGGGCCAGGGCGGCAAAGAAGAGGAGACUGAGGAUACGGAUGUGGAAAGUAGAAUAAGGAAUUUGAUUAGUUCAAGCAUAUCCAGUAAAUCACCCGAGGAAUCCCGGAAGCCCCUCGGGGAUCUUAACGAGUACCUGAAGGACCUGAGCGGCGUGCGGUGCUUGGACGCCCGGGCGUUCGACGACAGCAUGUUUUUCAGCAGCUUCGGGCAGUUGGUGCUGCUCGUCAGGCCCUGGGCGGGGAAAUGGUGGAAUAUACAGACAAGCUGUCAGGUGUGCAACGUCCCGUUCAGCUCCACGUUUGAGGACGGCGCCAUGUCGAUGCUCAUCAACGGGCUGCUGGUGGCCCGGGCCACGGGAGCUUCUAAAGCGGACGCCAAGUGCAACGUCGAGGUCAUGGCUUGGAACAGGUUACGCGAGGAGGUGGUAACAGUGGUAGUUAAGGAGCAGUUCAGGGCGGACGGUGGCGCCAUCUCUGUCAGCGAGGUGGCGGGGCGGCGCGACGACGAGUUCGGCGCCCCCGUGGAGAACAGUGUCGCCACCAAGAUGAUGAAGCUUAUGGGGUGGAAGGGAGGCGGGCUCGGCGCCGACGCGCAGGGCAUCGAGGAACCCAUCAAGCCGCACCUGCAAAUGGUGAACCGCCAAGGCCUCGGCAGCACCUGCUCCGACGCCCAGAGCCUCCGGCGGGCGGCCUUCACCCUCAUGAGGCGGUACUUAGCUUCAGACUGUCUCGACGUGGACCUUAUCUUCAGCAGGGACUUCUCUAAGGAGGAGCGGGCUUCCUUACAUCAGGUCGCGCAGAAGGUCGGCUUGGCCAGCAGGAGCUACGGGGCUGGGGAAGAGAGAUUCCUAGUGGUAAAGAAGAAGCUGGACCCCUUCUCGCUCGCACGCGCAGUGUUAGAGAAGGGCGGCAACACCCCCAAGUACCAGGUGUUCAUACCGUGCGGCGCAAGUAAAAGGACUCAAAGAAAUGGAAGAUAUUAAUACUUUUACACCGGGCAAAGUAACAUUUUUGGGGCAAAGUUAAAAAAAAGGGCA